AUGUUUGGAAGGAUUUCAACAAAGUUGUGGAACUUCAGAAACCUAAUCUCUGUGGAUUUAAAAAAUAACAGUUUACACGGAGAGCUACCAACGCCAACGGACAACUUUUUUAUGUUCCUUCUUCAUCUCGAUGUGUCUGCAAACAAUCUUUCUGGACAAAUUCCUUCACAGAUUGCUCGGCUGCAAAUGCUACAGUUCCUUGACGUUUCAAAGAACAUGCACAUGCAUGAAUCUGUCUUGGAUGGUGACAUUUUACCCAAAUUUAUGAGGGCUGAUUUUAACACUUUAACACGUAGAAACCCAUCAGACAAAUUUAAGUGUCCCAGUGCUCGCCUUAAUUACAACGACGGACUGGUAAUUUUAGAUCCCAGGUACUACUUUUACCGUCUGUGCAUUUGCGACAUCGGAUACUACGGCUCUGGAAAAGACUGCUUGCCUUGCAUGAAAGGCGCUUCGUGCCACGACCAGAAGCUCCACAGUCAACGAAUGAUUAUGCAUGUGGGUUAUUGGCCAUCAUCACGGGGUGACAAGAACGUUACUCAUCUUGUGAAAUGCGUGCAAAAAUUGGGUGCUGGCUUUCAAGAAAAUACACCGUGCAACCCCUCCGGGACUUGCCACUGUGGAAUUGUCGUUAGCGGAACUAGAUCAGCUACUGUUUGUGAUAAGUCGUGCCUUUGUCGUAAAGGUAGUAAAGACCGUUUUUGUUCACGCUGUCAGGAAGGUUAUUAUAAGCAAGGAAUCUUGUGUCAUGCUUGUCCAAAGUCUGAAAGUAGCGUCUACAUCUUGGCAGCUCUUGUUGUGACCAUGGUGGUUUUAACCGUCGCAUUUUAUUUCUACCAAAAGAAACGUCUUCUUUCCAUUUUAGUCGCCUUUGCUCAAACCAUUAUUUUGUUCGUUUUAGCCAUGUUCCAGUUCAUUCCCGGUUGGUUUCUUGAACUCAAUAUAGUAUACCUUAUUGUUGGUCUAGCUGGAAGAGGAAAAGCAUCAAGAGGGAUUCUCAAGAUCAGCGUCUUUUAUUUCCAAACCUUGGAUGCUCUAAUUUCCGACAUGGAUAUUUGGCCGAAGAAGAUUCUUCAAGCUCGGCGAUACAUGAGUGGUGUGUUUAAUCUUCAGUUUUCAGGUUUUGCUUGUGUUUUUCCAGUUCUAUUUACUCCACUUGGUGAGUUGUUAUCCCUUAUUCUCUUUCCCGUCAUCUGCAUUUUGUCCAUUUGGCUGUAUUUUUCACUUGGGUGUUUGCUUCGUCGACUUUGGAAUCCAUUUGAAAGGUUCUUCCCAUCUCGAAAUACUUGCUUUCACCUUUGCAUUGUAUCUCUUAACCUCACUUAUUUCCCUAUUGUGAAGAAGACUGCCACUGUCUUGGCGCCCUGCGACGAAGACAACAGCUAUCGUUACUUGCGAAAGGCACCGUGGCAGGGAUGUGGAGGUCGCACUUACACCAUCUUGCAAGUGUUUGGUUGGUUCGCCUUGACACUCUAUGUCUUUGGUGUUCCUCUGGGAGUGUUUUUACCCCUUUUAUGGAUAUAUGUUCGGAAAAGAGAAGAACUUGCCGAGGAAGAACAAACUGUCUUAGACAGCUGGCUAGGUUCCAUAUAUCUUCCAUACAAGAAAGACUUUCAUGCCUAUUUUGAGAUACUUUACCUCAUCAGACGCAUGCUAAUUGCAUUCUCGAUUUCUUUGAUCCCGAGAACAUCACCGUAUCAAACCUCUGUAACGAGUUCAGUGCUAAUAGCCUGUCUGUGCUUUCAGCUUUUCUACAGGCCUUUUAAAGAUUCUUACAAGAAAGUUCCGUUAGAAAAUACAGCCGAGACCAUAGUACUUUUAACUUUGCACUUCUCUUUCGUAAACGUCAGGUAUGCGUUGCAAAAUCAAACUGCAUCCACGUCGAUUGUUUGGAUGCUAAUUGUUGUCAAUUUAAUGGUACUGGGUUUUAUAGUCAUUUCUUUGAUCCUGUUGCUUGGUAAAAGAGUCCCCACACAACCUUCAAGAGAACCAACACAUCAUACCUCAGAAGCUUCCGGAGGGGAGAGCGCUGUGCUCAUUGAAGAUGGAGCAGAAGGGCCAACCAAAUGA
This is a messenger RNA of Porites evermanni, 2070 nucleotides long. Lineage: Eukaryota; Metazoa; Cnidaria; Anthozoa; Scleractinia; Poritidae. The record is from the annotation of a GenBank genome assembly.